Messenger RNA from Zymoseptoria tritici IPO323, 1542 nucleotides. Its product is annotated as asparaginyl-tRNA synthetase. Gene Ontology annotation, biological process: asparaginyl-tRNA aminoacylation. The record is from RefSeq and is a predicted model, not a curated record. NCBI's taxonomy places the organism in Eukaryota, Fungi, Ascomycota, Dothideomycetes, Mycosphaerellales, Mycosphaerellaceae. Bases 1 to 1542 code for a protein of 513 amino acids. Gene Ontology annotation, cellular component: mitochondrion. Gene Ontology annotation, molecular function: ATP binding; nucleic acid binding; asparagine-tRNA ligase activity. The transcript is spliced from 2 exons.
AUGAGAGUCUGGCGGUCCGCAUCAUGCGCCAUCCCGACGAUUGAGGCCGCGUGCAAGCGUCCCCUUUCAACCUCACGUGCCCUUCGACAACAUCAAAUCAACAUCGCGGAUUUGCUUCAAAGGAAUGUCGAGUCGGAGUCGGUCAAGGUCAAUGGCUGGAUCCGGUCGGUGAGGAAGCAGAAGAGAGUCGCAUUUGCCGCUGUGGGAGAUGGCUCAACGAUCGAUCCGUUGCAGGCUGUAUUGAAGCCGGAACAGGCGGCGGAUUUGUCGUACGGAUCCGCUGUGCGGCUUACUGGAUCAUGGCAGGCCUCAAUGGGAGGCAAGCAAAGCCACGAGCUGCAGGUCACCGAUGUCGAGAUUCUGGGUACCAACGAUGCUGAGAACAAUCCCAUUCAACCAAAGUAUCAGACUCCGGAGUAUCUACGAACGAUACCACAUCUUCGACCUCGCAUCCCAGCGAACGCACUGCUGUUGCGACUACGAUCACAGGUCAUCGCAACGAUCACGCGAUUCUUCAACGAUGAAGGCUUCGUACAGACUCACACUCCGAUCAUCACAUCAUCAGACUGCGAGGGUGCUGGCGAAGUCUUCACUGUGUCGUCCAACGCAGCAAAAGACUCCGAGCAGAAGUCAAAGCCAGGUGACAAAACCGAAGUAGAGCACUUCUUCCGAACGCCCAAGUAUCUCACCGUGUCUGCCCAGCUGCACCUCGAAGCUCUGGCCCACGCUGUCAGUAAAGUCUGGACUCUAUCACCCACUUUUCGGGCAGAGAAGAGCGAUACUCCCAGACACUUGAGCGAGUUCUACAUGCUAGAAGCCGAGAUGUGUUUCGUCGACGACAUGUCAUCCGUCAUGGACCUGGUAGAAAGCAUGCUGCGAGCUACAGCCGUCGAAUUACAGUCCUCAAAACUUGGCGAGGAACUCCUCCGCUCAAGAACAGUAGCCAUCAAAGACGAGCCACAGUCCGAAGAGCACCUCGUAAACGCCGACACCCUGCAGACCCGCUGGAAUGGAAUGGCGUCCCUCAGCUGGCCACGCAUCACCUAUGCACAAGCGAUCUCAACCCUACAAGAAGCCGCAUCAAACGGCCAACACUUCACUUUCUCUCCAACACUCCAAGAUGGCCUCCAAGCCGAACACGAACGCUACCUCGCCCAAGUCGUCGGCGAAGGCAAACCCGUCUUCGUGACCGACUAUCCCGUCGCUCAAAAACCAUUCUACAUGCCUCCCUCUUCCCUCUCCACCAAUAGCGCCGGCACGUCCGACACAGCUGCUUGCUUCGACCUGCUCGUUCCCGACCUGUGCGAAUUGGUAGGAGGCUCAAUGCGUGAGUAUCGUGCAGACGCUCUACAGCAGGCGAUGCAGGAUAAAGGUGUGGCAGGAGGUGGGUUGGAGUGGUACCAGGAUCUGAGGAAGUUUGGGAGCGUGCCGCAUGGUGGGUUUGGGUUAGGGUUUGAUCGGUUGUUGUGCUAUCUUAGCGGGACGGGCAGUGUGAGGGAUGUGGUGGCUUUCCCACGGUGGGUGGGGAGGUGUGAGUGUUGA